Candida dubliniensis CD36 is the source of this 1626-nucleotide messenger RNA. RefSeq names its product histidine--tRNA ligase (gene HTS1). The record is from RefSeq and is a predicted model, not a curated record. Lineage: Eukaryota; Fungi; Ascomycota; Pichiomycetes; Serinales; Debaryomycetaceae. Gene Ontology annotation, molecular function: histidine-tRNA ligase activity; ATP binding. Bases 1 to 1626 code for a protein of 541 amino acids. The transcript has a single exon. Gene Ontology annotation, cellular component: mitochondrion; cytoplasm. Gene Ontology annotation, biological process: histidyl-tRNA aminoacylation; mitochondrial translation.
AUGUCUCAAAAGUCAUGCCUUCCCAAUAACUUUUGGGCUUGUCGCACAAUCUAUCUUUUCAAAAAAUCACCAAAAAAAAAUUUUCAUUCAUCACAAUUUUUCAAACUCUUUCACUCGAGUUUUAUGAUCAGACGACUACUCAUGACAGCCGCCAAACCAAAGAAAGGAAAAGCUCAAGACUUUGUAUUGAAAACCCCAAAGGGAACCAAAGACUGGGCCGAUAAAGACAUGGUUCUCAGAGAGGCCAUCUUUGGCACCCUCUCCUCCCUCUUCAAGAAACACGGGGGAGUUACUAUCGACACACCAGUAUUCGAAUUACGAGAAAUCCUUACCGGGAAAUACGGUGAAGACUCAAAACUCAUCUACAACUUAGAAGACCAAGGCGGAGAACUCACUUCAUUGAGAUACGACUUGACUGUUCCAUUUGCCAGAUUCGUCGCUUGCAACAACAUUGCUGCCAUCAAGCGUUACCACAUUGCCAAAGUCUAUAGAAGAGACCAGCCUGCCAUGACCAAAGGAAGAAUGAGAGAAUUCUACCAGUGUGAUUUUGAUAUUGCCGGAAACUACGACACCAUGGUCCCCGAUUCAGAAAUUUUGGCAUUAUUAUGUGAUGGAUUAAACGGGUUAGGUAUCACCGACUUUAAGGUCAAACUCAACCACAGAAAGAUUUUGGAUGGUAUUUUCCAAGCAUGUGGGGUCAAAGAUGAAGACGUGAGAAAGGUCUCUUCCGCAGUCGACAAGCUCGACAAAUCGCCAUGGGAAGUUGUCAAGAAAGAAAUGGUCGUUGAAAAAAACCAACCACCAGAAGUGGCCGACAAGAUCGGCGAGUUUGUCAAACACAACGGAUCAAUACGUGAGGUAUUAGAGUUUUUGCAGGCCAGCGACAUCCUCAAAUCCAACGAUUCUGCUCAAUCUGGGAUCGCCGAAAUGCUGAUUUUGGCUGACUACGUUGACGCCUUUGAUAUUGGCGAGUACUUGUCAUUCGACUUGUCCUUGGCCAGGGGAUUGGACUACUAUACAGGGUUGAUCUACGAAGCUGUUACUGCCGCUUCAGCCCCUCCUGCAAACGCUACUGAAUUAAAAGCCAAGUCCAACGACGAAGACGCUUCGGCGUAUGUGGGUGUUGGUUCAAUCGCUGCUGGUGGCCGUUACGACAAUUUGGUGGGCAUGUUCUCCAACGGAAAGUCCAUCCCCUGUGUUGGAGUCUCCUUCGGUGUUGAAAGACUCUUUUCCAUCAUCAAAAACAGAACAGAUCUUACCUCCAUUUCUGCCAACCACACGGAUGUCUUUGUUAUGGCAUUUGGCGGUGGCGAAGGCUGGAACGGGUUCUUGAAAGAAAGAAUGGAAAUCACAAACACGUUAUGGAAGGCCGGCAUCAACGCGGAGUAUUUGUACAAGUCCAAAGCCAAUAUCCGUAAACAAUUCGAUGCCGCUGAAAAGGCCGGAGCAAAAUUGGCGGUCAUUCUCGGUAAAGAAGAGUACCCCCAGGGCCAAUUAAGAAUCAAGGUAUUAGGCCAGGGCCAAGAAAACGAAGGUGAGUUGGUCAACAAAAAAGAGUUGAUCGAUGCUGUCCAAUCACACCUUACUGACGUCGAUUCUAUCUCUCGCAUAAUAAAAGGUCUCUAA